Messenger RNA from Gigantopelta aegis, 1335 nucleotides. RefSeq lists its product as uncharacterized. The coding region runs from base 1 to 1335 and encodes 444 amino acids. Lineage: Eukaryota; Metazoa; Mollusca; Gastropoda; Neomphalida; Peltospiridae. The record is from RefSeq and is a predicted model, not a curated record. The transcript has 2 exons.
AUGUCCACGUUCAUAUCUAAUUACGGUUCAAGCACGCUGUCCCGGAACACGCGGCCUGGGAUUCUGACUGCAAAUCAAGAAGCGUUAGUGGCAAGUAAGACUUUCUUAGACCUCUCCUACCACACUACCAGUAGAUACAAGACGGCCUUAUUAGACCUCUCCUACCACACUAUCAGUGGAUACAAGACGGCCUUAUUAGACCUCUCCUACCACACUACCAGUAGAUACAAGACGGUCUUAGACCUCUCCUACCACACUAUCAGUAGAUACAAGACGGCCUUAUUAGACCUCUCCUACCACACUAUCAGUGGAUACAAGACGGUCUUAGACCUCUCCUACCACACUACCAGUAGAUACAAGACGGCCUUAUUAGACCUCUCCUACCACACUAUCAGUGGAUACAAGACGGCCUUAUUAGACCUCUCCUACCACACUAUCAGUGGAUACAAGACGGUCUUAGACCUCUCCUACCACACUAUCAGUGGAUACAAGACGGUCUUAGACCUCUCCUACCACACUACCAGUAGAUACAAGACGGUCUUAGACCUCUCCUACCACACUACCAGUAGAUACAAGACGGCCUUAUUAGACCUCUCCUACCACACUAUCAGUGGAUACAAGACGGUCUUAGACCUCUCCUACCACACUACCAGUAGAUACAAGACGGCCUUAUUAGACCUCUCCUACCACACUAUCAGUGGAUACAAGACGGCCUUAUUAGACCUCUCCUACCACACUAUCAGUGGAUACAAGACGGUCUUAGACCUCUCCUACCACACUAUCAGUGGAUACAAGACGGUCUUAGACCUCUCCUACCACACUAUCAGUGGAUACAAGACGGUCUUAGACCUCUCCUACCACACUAUCAGUGGAUACAAGACGGUCUUAGACCUUUCCUACCACACUAUCGGUAGACGCAAGACGGUCUUAGACCUCUCCUACCACACUAUCGGUAGACGCAAGACGGUCUUAGACCUUUCCUACCACACUAUCGGUAGACGCAAGACGGUCUUAGACCUCUCCUACCACACUAUCGAUAGACGCAAGACGGUCUUAGACCUCUCCUACCACACUAUCGGUAGACGCAAGACGGUCUUAGACCUCUCCUACCACACUAUCGGUAGACGCAAGACGGUCUUAGACCUUUCCUACCACACUAUCGGUAGACGCAAGACGGUCUUAGACCUCUCCUACCACACUAUCGGUAGACGCAAGACGGUCUUAGACCUCUCCUACCACACUAUCGGUAGACGCAAGACGGUCUUAGACCUCUCCUACCACACUAUCAGUAGACACAAGACGGUCUUAGACAUCUCCUACCACACUAUCAGUUGA